Molecule: messenger RNA, 812 nt
Organism: Medicago truncatula (barrel medic)
Lineage: Eukaryota; Viridiplantae; Streptophyta; Magnoliopsida; Fabales; Fabaceae
Product: dirigent protein 22
Exons: 1
Coding region: 60-638 (192 amino acids)
Source: RefSeq, a predicted model, not a curated record
AUGUCCAUAAUAUAUAGUGGACCUAUGUGACUCUCCUCAAGCCACACACCUCAAUCACAAUGGCCAAACUUUUCUUCUCAAACUCCUUUCUCUUAUCCCUCAUCUCCUUCCUCUUCAUCACCACCAUUACCACAGCAAAACCCCAUUCUUUCAUAAAAACCAUCUCCCCAACAACCCUAGGACUCCACAAACCUCAAAAACUAAGCCACAUCCGCUUCUACUUCCACGACAUCAUCGGCGGAAAAAACCAAACCGCUGUCCGGGUCGCCUCAUCUCCAACCACUGAAAAAUCCCCCACGGGUUUUGGUUCAGUGGUUAUGAUGGACGACCCGUUAACAGCCCGUCCGGAGUCAAAUUCCGAAGUUGUGGGAAGAGCACAAGGAAUCUAUGCUUCAGCUUCACAAAGUGAAGUUGGGUUUCUCAUGGUGCUUAACUUUGCUUUCACACAAGGGAAGUAUAAUGGAAGUAAUCUCAGUAUUUUGGGAAGGAAUACGAUCGAAUCCGCCGUGAGAGAGAUGCCGGUUGUGGGUGGUAGUGGGCUGUUCAGAUUUGCAAGGGGGUAUGCUCAGGCUUCUACUCAUUCUAUAAAUGCAUUAGAAGCUAUUGUGGAGUAUAAUGUUUAUGUCUUUCAUUAUUAAGAUUAAGAUGAGAUUCAUAAUCAAUUUUAGUUGUUAAUUUUUUAUGUAGUUUUGUAUCAUUCACGUGUUUUUUUUUAUUUUUUUUAUUCAUUGUUAUGGUAAGCCUUGUAACAAUGGGUCGACAAGAAAGUUAUUGGCAAGAAAUCAUAAGAAAUUAAUGAGUCCUUGACCCUA